AUGAGUUUAAAAAACAUUAUAAAUAAUUUUAAAAUAAAAAAAACUGACAUUGGAAAUAUUGAAAAUAACAAUAGGAGUAGAAAUAGCAGUAGUUGUAGUAAUAGUAGUAGUAAAAAGAAGAAUAGAGUAGUAAAUGAAGAGAUAAUGAGUAAUCAAAGAGAUAUAAAUUCAAUCAAUAAUUCUUUUAAGAGGUUAUUUAUGAAGUCAAGUUCAGAUGGCAAUCCACUACAACAACAAUCAUCACCGAGAUCAAAGAAUGGUGCUUCACUAGAAUCGAGUGCCAUAGAUGAGUUCCACAGAAGAACAAUGCUCUUGAAAUCGAUAUUAAAGAAUCAAUUUGUAUUUUCAAUUAUUUUCGGUUUUGUAAGGUGUUCCAAUUGGCUGGCAGCUGAAUCGAUUUCCAUUGAACCAACAACAACAACAACCAAUGGAAAUUCAUCAACGUUGAUAAACAGCACCUCCAAUGGUUUAACUUUAGCAAUCAACAGUCAGACAGGUGGAAAACGUUAUAAUGAAAUUUACAAUGUAGAAUGGAUCACAUCGAACAGACAUUUCUCCUUGCUAAAGUACAAGUUGGACAGAAAGGAAUCGUUAUAUGGAUGGUCAACUACUUGUUUCGUUUCACUGCUGAAAUAUUGUACGGAUUGGGAACUGGUCGUACAACUCUUGAAAUCCAGUAAACACACUGAGCUUCAUCGUCAGCUACCAAUAUUCGACCACUCUUCGUACAACCCGUCACUGGAGCUGAUCACCUAUCUCUAUAAACAUGGAUACAAAGGAACGAGCGAUGCCGUCGACAAUGCAUCAGCAGCCGGUCAUCUUCCAGUGGUUGAAUUUCUCACCAAACACAAAUAUCCAGCGACAAAAGCAGCAUUGAAUGCUGCGGCAUCCGCUGGACACUUGAACGUCGUUGUUUUCCUCUCGAAGAGUAGAAGUGAAGGAGCAUCAAAGUUGGCACUCGAUGAAGCCGCCAUCAAUGGACAUUUGGAAGUGGUUAGAUUCUUGCUGGCCAACAGAACGGAAGGCGCCACUCCUGCAGCGAUAGAUCGCGCCAGUCUAGAAGGACAUACCGAUAUCGUUGUUAGUUUGGUCGAUUCCAAUAUUAUUAGGGGCACGAAAGAUGCAGUGGAUUUCGCAGCUGUCAAAGGACAUUUGCGAAUCGUUGAAUAUCUAACACGUGCCAAAUACGAAUGUAGUAUUGCAGCACUCAAUUCCGCUGCUACCAACGGACAUCUGGAAUUAGUUAAAUUCUUACACUACAAUCGCACCGAAGGAUGUUCAGUAAUGGCACUUAACGGUGCAGCUACAAAUGGACAUUUGCACAUAGUUAGAUUUUUACAUGAGAAUCGCACUGAAGGAUGUUCGACGAGUGCGAUGAAUGGUGCGAUUACCAAUGGACAUUUGUCGGUGGUGGAGUUCCUACAUUACAAUCGCACAGAGGGUUGCUCCAAAAAUAUAAUAGAAGAGGCAUCGAAAUUCUCAAAUAAUCUAGCGGUCAUUCAAUUCCUCUUGGUGCAACGUAAGGAAAGUUUCACAGGGGUGGCUCUAAGUAAUGCCGCCGAGAAGGGUAACCUCGAUAUCCUCAAACUUCUGACAUCACAAUUCGAUCGAACCACUGUAGCUACUGGACAACUACCGAUCGUACGAUUCAAUAUGGCAACGAUUGCUGCUCGUGGCUAUCUGGAAACAUUGAAAUUCCUGGCGGAGCAACAACUUGGCGUCGAUUGUUACACGGUGGAAUGCAUGAAUCAAGCAUGUCAAUUCGGAAGAUUGGAAGUGGUGAAGUAUCUCCAUGAGAAUAGAAGUGAAGGAUGCACUGCUAAAGCACUGAAUAGUGCAAUAUUGAAUGGACAUCUGGGUGUGGUAAGAUUCUUGAUGGAGAAGAGAUCCGAACAAUUUGGAUUGGCCGAUAGGGAGCAAGCGAUUCAGACGGCAGCGAAGCUUGGAAAGUUGGAAAUCGUAAAGCUGUUUGUGGAGGAAUUCAAUUGUGAGCCGUUACUAGCGAAGAAUGUUCAAUGUUGUUUCGACGAAUCAUCGCAAAGAGGUCAUUUGGCAGUGAUCAAGUAUCUCUAUUCAAAGUAUCCCGAGCAGAUAUCGAUAGAGAAAAGCUUGUCAUAUGCAAUCAGUAUCGACCAAUUCGACAUUGUCGACUAUCUCGAUAGAAUAAAGAAACAGAAACGUGCAAAAGUGUCAUCGUCAGCCGGUGCCAUUCCAUUUUACAAUAGAGAUCAAUCAAAUAGCAGUAACAAUAACAACAAUGUUAAAGAUAACAACAGCAGCAAUCAGACAACAUUGUCAACAACAACAACCUCAACAAAUGACUAUAUUCACAGUAGUUCACUCUCUCAUUCUAUGCCACCAGCAUAUUUCACAAACAAUAAUAAAAAGUGA
Heterostelium album PN500 is the source of this 2391-nucleotide messenger RNA. RefSeq lists its product as uncharacterized. Lineage: Eukaryota; Evosea; Eumycetozoa; Acytosteliales; Acytosteliaceae. The record is from RefSeq and is a predicted model, not a curated record. The coding region runs from base 1 to 2391 and encodes 796 amino acids. The transcript has a single exon. Gene Ontology annotation, molecular function: protein binding.